Messenger RNA from Miniopterus natalensis, 936 nucleotides. RefSeq names its product olfactory receptor 1J4. Lineage: Eukaryota; Metazoa; Chordata; Mammalia; Chiroptera; Miniopteridae. The record is from RefSeq and is a predicted model, not a curated record. Gene Ontology annotation, biological process: G protein-coupled receptor signaling pathway. Gene Ontology annotation, cellular component: membrane. Gene Ontology annotation, molecular function: olfactory receptor activity; G protein-coupled receptor activity.
AUGAGAAGGGAGAACCAGAGCAGCGUGUCCGAGUUCCUCCUCCUGGGGCUCCCCAUCCAGCCAGGGCAGCAGGGCGUGUUCUUCACCCUGUUCCUGGGCAUGUACCUGACCACGGUGCUGGGCAACCUGCUCAUCAUCCUGCUCAUCAGGCUGGACUCUCGCCUGCACACGCCCAUGUACUUCUUCCUCAGCCACCUGGCCCUCACUGACAUCUCCUUCUCAUCUGUCACUGUCCCUAAGAUGCUGAUAAACAUGCAGACUCAGGAUCAAUCCAUCCCCUAUGCAGGGUGCAUAGCACAAAUGUAUUUUUUCAUAUUUUUUACUGAUCUGGACAAUUUCCUUCUCACCUCAAUGGCAUAUGAUCGGUAUGUGGCCAUCUGUCACCCCCUCCACUACAUGACCAUCAUGAGAGAGGGACUGUGUACCUUACUAGUAGCUAUAUCCUGGAUCCUCUCCUGUGCCAGUGCCCUGUCCCAUACCCUUCUCCUGGCCCCGCUGUCCUUUUGUGCUGAUACCGUCCACCAUUUUUUCUGUGACCUUGGUGCCCUGCUCAAGCUUUCCUGCUCAGACAUAUCCCUCAAUGAGCUGGUCAUUUUCACAGCAGGAGUGGCUGUCAUUACUAUCCCACUAAUGUGCAUCUUGAUCUCUUAUGGCUUCAUUGGAGCCACCAUCCUGAAGGUUCCGUCUACCAGGGGCAUCUGCAAAGCAUUGUCCACAUGUGGCUCCCACCUCUCAGUGGUAUUUCUGUAUUAUGGAACAAUUAUUUGGCUCUAUUUUGUCCCCUCAUCUAGCACUUCCAGUGACAAGAACAUAAUUGCCUCUGUGAUGUACACAGUGGUCACUCCGUUGUUGAAUCCUUUCAUUUACAGCCUAAGGAACAGGGACAUGAAGGGGGCCCUGGAGAAACUCUUCAACAGGGUUACAGUCUUGUCUUAA